Messenger RNA from Pseudomassariella vexata, 613 nucleotides. RefSeq lists its product as uncharacterized. The transcript is spliced from 3 exons. The record is from RefSeq and is a predicted model, not a curated record. Bases 133 to 486 code for a protein of 117 amino acids. NCBI's taxonomy places the organism in Eukaryota, Fungi, Ascomycota, Sordariomycetes, Amphisphaeriales, Pseudomassariaceae.
CAGCCGGAUCAGGCUGGCGGCUAGAGCUUCUCCUCUUCAUGCCAUGACAAGUUGACAUUAAGACCUAGUAUCGGCAAUACUUGUGUCAAAUCUUGUAACUCAUGAAACAACAAGCAAAAGCAUGGGAUCAUCAUGCCUUUGCGACAACUCUUUCCGGAUCCCCAGAUCUCUGACAGCAAACCAACCAAGGUGGAUAUAAUUGCCGUCCAUGGCCUGAAUCCUCGAAACAAGCCCGAUACUGACCACGCUUGGGACACAUGGCGCAAGCCUUCCGGACCGGACGGACGCUUGUGGCUUCGUGCCGACCUCCCCCAAUCCGUUCCCGAAUCGCGAAUCUUUCUAUACGAGUAUAACGCGACAGCAGUCUAUGGAAAGGACCGGGACACGUUCGUUGGUAAGGCUAGCGAACUUCUCGAGGCAAUCCGAAUCAAAAGGGAUGACGAGUCUCGGCCUAUUCUGCUAUUGGGCCUGUCAGGGUACGGCUAGGCCGAAGGCAAUAGUACAGAGUGAUGGGGAGUAACGGGCGUCCCUCCUACGUAAUACCGGGUGGUCACUGGCGGUCUCAGGUAGGGGUGCCCACGGUGAUGCAUUGAUCUCUACUCUCCCUCUAUCU